Syngnathoides biaculeatus (alligator pipefish) is the source of this 1934-nucleotide messenger RNA. It is a transcript of the gene tlx2, whose product is annotated as T cell leukemia homeobox 2. Gene Ontology annotation, molecular function: DNA-binding transcription factor activity, RNA polymerase II-specific; RNA polymerase II cis-regulatory region sequence-specific DNA binding. The coding region runs from base 11 to 1216 and encodes 401 amino acids. Gene Ontology annotation, biological process: regulation of transcription by RNA polymerase II; animal organ development. The transcript is spliced from 5 exons. Lineage: Eukaryota; Metazoa; Chordata; Actinopteri; Syngnathiformes; Syngnathidae. Gene Ontology annotation, cellular component: nucleus. The record is from RefSeq and is a predicted model, not a curated record.
AAAGAACAAUAUGGAGCACACCGGCAUCGAGGAGGUGAGCCAGACCCACCAGCAGCAGCAACAGCAACACGAGCCCAUCAGUUUCGGCAUCGACCAGAUCCUCAACAGCCCGGAGCAGUCCCAAGGCGGCUGCAUGCUGCCCAACCGGACCGGCGAGCCCGAGUACGCCGCCCUGGCGGCCGCUUCCAACGCCGUCUACGGCAACGGCUACGGCGGCGUGUACAACCCGGCGUGCUCGGUGGGCCUGCACGCGGGCUCCUACAACGUCAACAUGAACAUGAACGUCAGCAUGAACAUGAACGUCAACGUCAACUCGGCUGCGGCUGCGGCGGCGGGGGCCGGAGGGGUCAUCCGCGUCCCUGCGCACAGGCCCAUGCCCCCGCCCCCGACCCCCAACUCCGGAGCCGGCGGGGCCCACCACCAGCAGCCGCCCGGCCUCGGCCCGGUGCCCGGCAUGGCCCCCAUGGGCAAUGCCAACUUUACCUUCCCCUGGAUGGAGAGCAGCAGGAGGUUUGCCAAGGACAGACUAACAGGGGAGCAGGCAGAGGAGAGCCGAGCGCGAGAGGCCGCCGGGGGGCCCGGGGCCGGGGCGGCGGCGGCCGCCGGCCCCCACUGCCCUCUCCCCAAAGGGGACAUCGGCAGGGUCCCCGUCUGGAGCACAGUGGAGACCUUAGCUAAAUGCUAUUACCCCGAGCUCGCGCACCUGCGAGACGGCAAUGGCCUCCUCGCAGACUAUUCGUUCCCAAAGGGCGCUUGCCCAGCCGCCCUGUCGCCGUUCUCCGUGACCCGCCGCAUCGGACACCCGUACCAGAACCGCACGCCGCCCAAGAGGAAAAAGCCCCGCACGUCCUUCAGCCGGGUGCAGAUCUGCGAGCUGGAGAAGCGCUUCCACCGGCAGAAGUACCUGGCGUCGGCCGAGCGCGCCACCCUGGCCAAGGCCCUGAAAAUGACCGACGCCCAGGUCAAGACGUGGUUCCAGAACAGGCGGACAAAAUGGCGGAGGCAGACGGCGGAGGAGCGCGAGGCGGAGCGGCAGCAGGCCAACCGGCUCAUGCUCCAGCUCCAGCAGGAAGCCUUCCAGAAGACCCUGAGCCAGCCCCUGCAGCCCGACCCGCUCUGCCUGCACAACUCCUCCCUGUACGCCCUGCAGAACCUGCAACCCUGGGCGGAUGACAAUAAGGUGACGUCCGUCACCUCCCUGGCGUCUGUCGUCUGACGGUCUAAAAGGCCAGGAGGGACCGCCCCGCCCCCUCCCACCCCCCGUCCCCCCCCUCCCGACCCCCAAACUAACGGACACCUCUGUACAUGCCCACCUCUCAAGACUGACCCCCCCCCCCCCCCCCCUUCUAUCUUCCCUUUUUACUGCUGGGACCUUCAAGAGGAUGCAGAGACUUUUUCUCCUAGUGUCAGCAAAAAAAAAAAAAAAAAAAAAAAAAUAUCCAUCUGGGUUCUCCCUUUGACUUUGUACAAUGUAGUAAUUUAAAAAAAAAAAUGCAUGUUUAAGAUCCUUUUCUCUACGGGAGUUCUUCCUCGAAGCGGACUUCCUCACGACGCUCCAUUUCAAAAAAAAAAAAAAAAAAAAAAAAAAAAAAAGGGUGUUUUAUAUUAAAUGAUUGUGACUUUUUUUUUCUUUUCGUUUUUGUUUAUUUGUUUGGGAAAAACGAUGACAAAAACUUCUCUUUGUUUCCUGGGUCCUGGCAAUUUGAGCUGAACAUUAAACUAAAAGGGGUAACCCGACCGAACUAAUAAUUCUCAAAUUAAUUAUUUAUAGGGCAAGUUUAAAACAACUGCGACUGAAACAGUCCUGUACAUAAAUAAGUUUUAAAAAAUCAAAACAAAAAAAAAACAGAUGAGAAUUGAACACUAGCAAUGAUUUAAAAAAUACUUUUAAUUUUUUUUAAACAAACGAGAAAAAACAGGCCGCAAAUAGAGGG